GCAGGCAGCUCCGCUCGACUCGGCUCCGCUCCGCUCCGCUCCGCUCCGCCCGGCCCCGAUCCCGGCCCCGAUCCCGAUCCCGGCGGCGGCAGCAUGCGGCUCUGGCCCGUGGUGGCGGGCGGGCUCCUGCUGGCACUGCUGGCCCAGCCCGCGCCGCAGCCCCCGCGCCAGGCCGGGCGCGGCGCGCUGCGGGCGGCGGAGGCGGCGGCGCUGGAGGCGGGGGGCGGCGGCGCCCGGGCGCGGGGCUCGCGGCCGCUGCGGGAGGCCGGCCCCAAGGAGCGGGAGCGGACGCGGAGCUUGGCGCGGCUGCUGCACGAGACGCCCGGCCCGGGCCGCCGGCUCAAGGGCGUCAGCAAGAAGGGGCUGGCCCGGGGCUGCUUCGGCCUCAAGCUGGACCGCAUCGGCUCCCUCAGCGGCCUGGGCUGCUAGACCCGGGCUUUGGACUGACAGCACAAUUCUCCCCGGCCCCACAUGGCCGUCUCCCGACCACCACCCAGAGGAACAGGGAACCCCAGGACUGCACAGAAGACCCGGCUGCAUUUGGAUUUGUGGUACGAGGAGCCGUGGCACCAGCUGUUUUGAUUGAUGUUAUUUCUUAUGAUUAAAAAAGAAAAAAAUCUUCUCUCUCUCUCAUAUAUCCGAUAUAUAACACAAGUGCUCCCCAGGACCGCGGGGCCCGGGCUUUCCCCGAGAGACUGAUGAAGCCAGCUGUAUACCGUUGCUGUUUGUAAAUUCAUGUCCUGCAUAAAUGUAUUUAUGUUGUAAAGCUAUUUAUAUAUUGUUUAUAAAGAGAUAUUUAUAAAAAAAAAUUAUUUAUGUAACUGACGGAAACGUC
Alligator mississippiensis (American alligator) is the source of this 835-nucleotide messenger RNA. RefSeq names its product natriuretic peptide C (gene NPPC). Bases 94 to 429 code for a protein of 111 amino acids. Gene Ontology annotation, molecular function: hormone activity; hormone receptor binding. Gene Ontology annotation, cellular component: extracellular region. The record is from RefSeq and is a predicted model, not a curated record. The transcript has 3 exons. Lineage: Eukaryota; Metazoa; Chordata; Crocodylia; Alligatoridae. Gene Ontology annotation, biological process: receptor guanylyl cyclase signaling pathway; cGMP biosynthetic process.